This is a messenger RNA of Salvia hispanica, 1789 nucleotides long. RefSeq names its product 7-deoxyloganetic acid glucosyl transferase-like. The record is from RefSeq and is a predicted model, not a curated record. NCBI's taxonomy places the organism in Eukaryota, Viridiplantae, Streptophyta, Magnoliopsida, Lamiales, Lamiaceae. Gene Ontology annotation, molecular function: quercetin 7-O-glucosyltransferase activity; quercetin 3-O-glucosyltransferase activity.
UAUUUCAUGAAUUAGAUUGCAAAAGCAUAUAAGUGUACGAGAUUCCCUCGUACAAAAGUCCAAUAUCUACCUAGAAAAAAAGAGCCAUUUAUUGAGAUCUACAAAUAUAUUCCCAACUCCAAUAGUAUCACUUAAUUUAAUCAAGCAUACACUUCUUGCCUAAGACAAAACAUAACAGUAUGUUGAAGCAAGAAACCACCGCUACGCCGCCGCCGCAUAUUCUGCUCUUCCCUGUCCCACUGCAAGGCCAUGUGAACUCCAUGCUCAACCUGGCGGAGAUCCUCUGCCUCUCCGGCCUCCACGUCACCAUCCUCCUCUCCGAUCACACCCACGGCCGCCUCCUCCGCCACGCCAGCCUCGACUCCCGAUUCUCCCGCUACGCCGCCGCCUUCCGCGUCGCCACCAUCUCCGACGGCCUCCCCGACGACCACCCCCGCUCCGGCCACCGAAUUCUCGACAUCGUGCUCAGCCUCAAGGAGGUGGGCGGGCCGCAGUUCCGCAGCCUCAUGGAGUCGAGCGACGGCGGCGGUAGGCGGCGCGUGAGCUGCCUGAUCAUGGACGGGGUGUUCAGCUUCGCUAUACCGGUGGCGGAAGAGAUGGGGAUUCCGUUUGUGUAUUUCCGGACGAUCAGCGCCUGCUCUUUUUGGCCGUAUUUCUGCAUUCAAGAGAUCAUCGACGCCGGCGAAGUUCCUUUGAAAGAUAAAAAUGAAGACAAAUUGACAUUCUGGAAAAGGAAAGAGAUGGACUUAAUGGUCACAAGCGUCCCGGGAAUGGAGAACCUUCUCCGGCGACGCGACAUCCCGGCCUUCUGCAGAGUCGAAGACAUCAACGAUGCCGGCUUCCAAUCCAUCAAAACAGAGACCAAAAGAACAGCUCAAGCCACCGCUCUCAUACUCAACACAUUCGAAGAUUUAGAAGGUCCAAUCCUCGAUCAAAUCCGCAAACACAUCCCCAAUCUCUACUCCAUCGGCCCCUUACACUCCCAUUUAAAAGCAUUAUUAAAGGAAAAAGAAAUCGAAUCAUCUCAUCAUUCUAGCAGCUUCUGGAAGGAAGACAACUCCUGCAUUGCCUGGUUAGAUUCUCACCCUCCCAAUUCUGUGAUAUAUGUUAGCUUUGGGAGUAUCACAAUGUUGACAAAAGAUGAAUUGUUGGAGUUUUGGUAUGGUUUGGUUAAUAGUGGGUAUAGAUUCUUGUGGGUGGUUAGACCGGAUUCGGUUAUCGGGGAUGGAAACGAGAUCCCAGUUGAACUCGAGGAAGGUACGAGGCUGAGAGGGUUGAUGGUGGAGUGGGUCCCACAAGAGCUAGUUCUAGGACAUGAGUCGGUUGGGGCAUUUUUUACGCACAGUGGAUGGAACUCGACUCUGGAAGGUAUAGUGAUUGGGGUCCCGAUGCUAUGCUGGCCUUAUUUUGCGGACCAGACGACGAAUAGUAGGUUUGUGAGUGAGGUGUGGGGGAUUGGAUUGGACAUGAAGGAUAGUUGUGAUAGGGUGGUGAUUGAGAGGAUGGUUAGGGAGGUGAUGGGUGUUAGGAGAGAUGAGUUGUUGGAGAAGGCUUGUGGUGUGGCGAAUUUGGCUAAGAAGGCUAUUUGUGAAGGGGGGUCUUCGUAUAUGAAUUUGAAUCGAUUGAUUGAGUUCUUGAAGUCUACGGUUUUAUGAAGGUUUUAAUCAAUUUAAUUCAUCAUCUAUGUGUUGGAUGAUCAUGGAAAGGUGGAAACGAAUUGUCGUGUAUGUUGUUAUUCAUAAGUAGCAAUUUGGAUGGAUCAAAUUAAAUAAGAUUGCUUUGUUAACAA